This is a messenger RNA of Dothidotthia symphoricarpi CBS 119687, 1632 nucleotides long. RefSeq lists its product as uncharacterized. Bases 1 to 1632 code for a protein of 543 amino acids. The record is from RefSeq and is a predicted model, not a curated record. The transcript is spliced from 5 exons. Gene Ontology annotation, molecular function: metal ion binding. Lineage: Eukaryota; Fungi; Ascomycota; Dothideomycetes; Pleosporales; Dothidotthiaceae.
AUGUCGCCUGCUGUGUUCCUCAACGGUUUGGGCCACACGCUCUCGCCCAGUGCGCCCAGCACGCCCACAAAUAAUGGCCACAAUUACGAAUCCGCCUCUGCUGUUGCAAGUCCAGAGUCUGACUUGGCCACCGUGAUUAAGCGUCACGAACAAUUCGAGCAGUAUGACAAGGAAAAGGCCAAGUUUGUAAACGAACUUGUUGCACGCUACGAAUACCUUAGCCAGCGAUAUGAGGCCCUAUUAUCGGAACGCAAUCGUGAGCACGAUUGGGUGGUGGCGUGGCAAGCCGAAAAGCAGCAGUACGAAAAGUAUAUGAAGAACAUGCAGCGUGCAAUGGCCGAUAACCCCUUUGUCAUGGUGCUGAUUGAUGGCGAUGGAAUGAUUUUUCGCGAGGAGUUUGUCAGCGAUGGCGAGAGGGGUGGCCGUCGAGCUGCCUCUCAACUCUAUGCUGCAGUUCAGGAGUACAUCGAGACUGAGACCACUGAUAUUCCUCUCGGCGCUCGUAUCGUCUGUCGUGUUUACGCCAACGUUCGCGGACUCGGCGAUGUGCUUGUGAAGACUGGCGCCGUUGAAUAUGUCGGACAAUUUGAAGACUUCAUGCGCGGUUUUACACGAGGCAAGACCCUCUUUGACUUCAUUGACGUUGGCUCCGGCAAAGAUCGUGCAGAUGAGAAGAUCAUUGAGUCGUUCAAGCUCUUCUCGCAAGAUUACCAUUGCCGUCGACUUCUUUUCGGUUGCUCGCAUGACAAUGGCUAUGCUCGCGUACUUGAGGAGAGCUCCGACAAGCUAGAGCUCCUCAGCAAGGUGGUGCUCCUGGAGGGCGUUCCGUUCGAAAAAGAGCUGGUACCCCUGCCAUAUACCACGAAGAAAUUUCCAGGCCUUUUCCGGGACUCCAAGCUCGUCGUUUGGGGUGCAUCCAACACGUUUUUUCCUGCUGGGCCUGGCACUCCCGUCGACUCGCCAUCGCCUGGGAUGAAGACUUUCAACAUGCUAAGUGGACUGCCAUCUCGCUUUCCCGCACCUGUACGGGGGCCAAUGUCGUCGCUGAUGGAUAGUCCCAUUCCCGCCAAGGCUUCUCUAAUGAAUCUACCUAGGACACCGUCUUCGUCAACCCUGGCUUCCGAUGGAUAUCCAGCUUUGAAGCCAGCUCCCAGCGUCAAUAGCUGGGCUGCGAAGGCUGCAGCUCCGCCGCCUCCUGGCUCCGAGUCGCCUGUGUAUAAGCCAGCGAACCGUGAGGAAGUAAUCGCGCGCAAUCGAAUUGGCCAGCGUGUUGACCCUCCCUGCAAGGAUUACGACAAGGUUGAAGUCGAUCGUAUCAAGAAGAUCAAGAUGUGCAACGUCCAUUUUCUCAGGCGAGAAUGCCCAUAUGAUGAGCAGUGUACGCACCUUCAUCAAUACAAACCCACGAAAGAGGAGAUAAGCACCCUCCGCCUUGUCGCACGUAUGGCUCCUUGCCAGAACGGAAGUGGCUGCCAGGACAUAAAGUGUAUAUAUGGUCACCGUUGCCCGGCACCUUCAAACAAGCAUCACGUCAAGGGCACCAAAACUUGUAUUUUUGGCGAGGCGUGCAAGUUUCCGCCUGAGUUGCACGAUAUUGACACCAACGUGGUUAAGACCCUGGUUAUACGUUAG